Molecule: messenger RNA, 1742 nt
Organism: Photinus pyralis (common eastern firefly)
Lineage: Eukaryota; Metazoa; Arthropoda; Insecta; Coleoptera; Lampyridae
Product: sodium-coupled monocarboxylate transporter 2-like
Exons: 8
Coding region: 2-1708 (568 amino acids)
Biological process (GO): transmembrane transport; sodium ion transport
Cellular component (GO): membrane
Molecular function (GO): symporter activity
Source: RefSeq, a predicted model, not a curated record
CAUGCUAACGCUGAUCGACUUUGUCUUCUUUGGCGGCUCGAUACUUCUCAGUACGUGCAUCGGCAUCUACUUCGGUUUUUGGAAAAAUUCCAAAACCGCAGACGAAUACCUUCUAGGCGACAGAAAAAUGAAAAUUAUUCCAAUCAGUUUGUCCAUAGUCACUAGUCAUAUAUCGGGGGUAACUGUAAUGGGACUUCCCGCCGACAUCUACGUUUACGGCGCAAAUUCGGUGUGGGCGUGUUCGACAAUUAUUUGCGCUUGCCUGUUGGCUUCUUACGUGUACUUACCUGUAAUUAUGAAGCUAAAGGUGCCGAGCGUGUUUGAGUACCUCGAGUUGAGGUUUGACACAAGUCUCAGGAGGACUGCGUCUUUCAUCUCUAUCUUGCAAUUUCUAUUAUAUAACGCAAUUAUUGCUUAUAUUCCAGCGAUAGCGCUUUCACAAGGUGUGGCGAUAGACCCUCGCGUGGUUAUUGUGGUAACGUGCAUCAUUUGUAUCUUUUACACUGCGGUUGGCGGAUUUAAGGCGGUCGUGUGGACAGACACCUUUCAGUUUGGUUGCAUGGCCACUUCAGUACUUGCUGUGCUUAUACUAGGAGUGGGACUAGCGGGAGGAGUUUCUUCAGUUUACGAGAAAGCGUCGCAGGGAGGACGUUUAGAUUUUAAUUUUAGCAUAGACCCAACGAUAAGAGAUGGUUUUUGGCAGUACCACGUUGGCUUUUUGGUGAUAUGGAUCUAUUACAGUAGCUUCCAUCCUGGAGCCGUACAAAAAUAUCUCUCACUCUCGAACCAGUCGAGCAUAAAAAUAACGGUGGGUCUACUGUGCUGUAGUUCUGUCACUUUCUAUAUUGUUAGUAUUCUGACUGGAAUAGCCAUAUACGCCAGAUAUUCGGACUGCGAUCCGGUCACUGCUGGUGAAGUGGAACGUUUUGACCAGAUCGUGCCGUUCUUCGUAGUCAACGAUGCAAAAGUACUUCCGGGACUACCUGGAAUAUUCAUGGCUGGAUUGUUUAGCGCGUCAUUAAGUUCACUAUCAUCAUCACUCAACGCGUUAUCCGCAAUGAUUUAUGGGGACUUUGUACUUCCACUCUUCCCGGAGGAUGUUGUGAAACAGAAAGAAUAUUUUAUACUAAGAGCGAUAGUUGUAAUAUGUGGAACCGUGAGUACAAUUGCAGCACUAUUCCUUGACAAGAUGGGUGCUAUACUGCCUUUCUCAAAUGCUUCCGUUGGAGCACUAUUUGGACUUCUGUUCGGACUUUAUUCUCUUGGAAUUCUAUUUCCUGCGGCCAACGCAAAGGGUGCGUUUUGUGGUACAGUGAUCAGCUUUCUAGUUACCGCUGUCAUAGCAUCUAUGAACCAAUGGUAUUCCUUGAAUGGUUCCAUUGCGAGCUCUUCAAAAUCGUUUUCGGUUGAAGGGUGUACCAUCCCCGUUAAUAUCACCCGCCCAUUACCAAGCGAACCAUCUCCACAACCAUUCGUGCUUUUCCGACUAUCAUUUUUUUACAAUGCUGUUAUAAGUGCCGCAACGGUUGUUUUAGUGGGAAUUGGAGUGAGCUAUUUUACUAAAACAGAAAAAUGUGUGCAUCCCGACCUUAUAAGCCCUAUUUCAUUGCGUUUCGUGAGAAAGUACUGUCCAAAUGGCACAUCUGCUCAAUACGUUGUUGGAAAGGACGGCGGAAGGGAUACUUUUAGUUUUGAAGGCUCCAUGUGAUACUUUUAGUUUAUUGAUUAAAGUUUUAAAUGUC